UGACACUAAUGACACAUCAUUGUCAAAAAAUUAUAGCAUUGUUUAUUUUUGUAUAAAGUUCGUACAAAACGUGAUAAAUAACUAAAAUACCUUCAAGCGAAAUAUUUUUAAUUUAAUGUUUUAAUAUCCCAAAACUUUCUACGUUUAGAAAACAUGACGUCAGUGCAAGAACGCCUCCAACUCAAAAGGGAGCCCCUGGACAAGUGGUCAGUCCGUGAACAAUUAUGCCUAGCCUCGGCCGUUUGUCGCAGCGGGGACCAAAAUUGGAUGUCGGUUUCGAGAGCCCUAAAACCAUUCGGCGAACCCAAUCGUCCAUCGGACUGGUUCCAUCAAAAAAACUGCGCAGCACAGUAUGGCAUGCUUUUAGGUAAUGUGGAAACGCCGAAGAGGAAAAAUAAAAAAAGUAGCGUAGAAUCUGGUAUAGAGACACCAGCUGAAAGUAUUUUGAAACGGCUGGUGACCGAAAGGCAGGCGGAAUUGAAGAAAUUGCUUGCCGAAGAAAGGGCCGAGUAUCAAAAGUUGCAAAAGGAUAUGAUACUGCUACAAGCAGGCAAAGUCACUGAAGACCAGCUCGACAAGUGGUGUCAAGAAAUCGAAGAGGAAGAAACCCGUAAAGAGCAAGAAAGCCAAGCGCACGCACAAUGGCUAAAAGAACGCGAAUUCCGUAAACAAGAGAUCGAAAAAGCGUGGCGACCCGCCAAGGCGGUGGCCGGUCAGAAACGCAAGAAUUCCGACAUCUUGGAUAACCUGAUGGAUCAGGAGCACGUCGAGGAGAUGAUACAGCAACAGCAGCAUCACCACCACCACCAACAGGUCUAUCCGCAAACUCCGGAACCUGCGAAGCCUGCUUUGUCACCUUUGCUGACUAGUUUGCUGAAAAGUCCAUCUCAAGCUCAAAAUACGCCUAUUUUGCAUACGGCAAUCACUAAUAGACCUGCGCCUAAUACCAACACCAACCCAAUGAUUGCUAGUUUGUUGAAUUCUUCAACAAAUGUUACGGUUUCCCCUGGAUUACAACAAUUAGUAAGUUCUGCAAUCGGACAAGAAACUCCAGAUCUCAUACAACAUCAACAACAGCACCAACAACAGCAGCAGCAACAACAACAACAUCAGCAUCAAUUCCAUCAAGUCCAACAUCAACAGCAUAUCAGGCACGACAUUCUAGAUGACGCCAACAUGCCCAACAUCAAGCUCGACGAUCUUGCAAAUAGCAUUUUGGUACAGGACGGACCCUUACCGGAAAUCAAAAAGGAAGAAGUCGACGAUAUCAUUUCGGAAAUCAUACAAGCCGAUCCCGAGCAACAUCUUCAACUCGACGGUAACGGUGACCUCAAUUUGAAUCUAGAACUCGACGAUUUCGACGACGACGAAGCGUUGGAGGAGUUUCAACAGCAGCAAGACCAACAGCAGCAGUUGCAUCAACAGCAGCAGUUGCAACAACAACAACAGCAGUUACAGCAGCAACAGCAGCAAUUUCAACAGCAGCAGCAACAGCAGCAAUUUCAACAGCAGCAGCUGCAACAGCAACAAUUACAACAACAGCAGCAGCAGUUACAACAACAGCAACAGCAGCAGUUACAACAACAGCAGCAGCAGUUACAACAACAGCAGGAGCAGCAGUUACAGCAACAACAACAGCAGCAGCAGCAGCAGCAAUUACAACAAUUGCAACCUAAGGAAGAACCUAAAAUUGAGACGAAAUCUGAAGAAAAAGCUAUGAAUUCUACUCCAGCUCCGGUUGUUGAUCCCUUCGAGUUUCAAGAAGAUCCUGUGAUACAUUUGGAUACCACUCUUAAGGUUUCUGCGAUAAAUAAACAAGACCACAAACAGUACGUUCCUCAAUAUCAGCAACAAACUAGUCAAUUAGAAUCGGUAAGCAGUUCCGACAUGGAAGAUCAUCAGCAACAACAUACAACUCAAAGUGUCGAUAUUCAAGCAGAAGAUAACGACAUUGUUCCGGUAAACACGCAAGAACCACAAUCGUCAAUGGAACCUCCUCAAGACACGUCCCAAGUCUUUCAACCGAAAAUCGAAGAGCCUACAGUGCCUGGUUCGGUGGAAAUCGUGGAAGUGGUCGUCACCGAUGAAGACGACGAUACGGAUAAAGACAUAUUGAAAUCGGAUACUUUAAAUUCCGUAAAAUCGGACGAUUCCGAAGACGUGAAAUCGAUUCAGGCCGAAAUCGAAGAUAAAAUUAUUAAAAUGGAAGAAACUGAAGAGAGCAGUCCGCCAGAAAGCAAGGAUACAGCAUCGAUAGCGACGUUCGAAGAAUCGUCCGAAGCCUCCGACUCAGCGGUAGAAGUGAAAAAAGAGCCCUGCGGUCCUAUCGCCGACAGCCAAGACAGCGGCGACGGCGACCAAAAACCUAAUUUCGGCGACGAACUUUUCGACGAGCUCAACAUGGAGGUGAAAUUCGACAAGAGCGGCAAGAAACGCGAUUACUCCCGUACGAAGAAGAAGGAGGAAAAGGGAUUCGAUAUCCUUCUGGCGAUCGAAAAGGCUCAUCUGGAGGAAUCCGAAUUGACCGAAGAGACUUUAUCGGACGCCACCACCGAUACGGAGAAGAAGGACGCGAAAUUGUUGAAAAUUAAGACUGAGCUCGACCGGUCGAAUAGUCCUUGGACCGAAGAAGAGGAAGGGGGAGCGAAGUUUAGCAGCAAAAGACGGUAUUCCACACCGGUUACUCCGACUGAUUCGAUUCCGAAUUCGCCUGCGUCUUCGACGGCGUUUUUGGACGACGAUCGGGAACACAGGAAUUGGAAGAAGUCGGUGAUGUUGGUGUACAAUCGAUUGGCCACGCAUAAGUACGCUUCGUUGUUUUUGAAGCCUAUUACAGACGAUCAUGCGCCAGGUUACAGUAACACCGUUUACCGACCCAUGGACCUGCUCACGAUCAAAAAGAACGUCGAAAACGGCACCACGCGAUCUACGUUGGAAUUCAAGCGCGACACCAUGUUGAUGUUCAUGAACGCCAUCAUGUACAACAGAACCAACAGUUUGGUGUACACCAUGGCUCUAGAAAUGCAACAGGAAUGCGUGGAACCUAUUGAAAUACUCAUGAUGGCGGAAACCCACAAAGACAUCUCGCUGAGAAGGGAAACUCGCACCAGUGAUAUAGGUACAAAAAGGAAAAGGACGUUGACAGACGAAAUAUUAAUUAAAUCGACGACGAAGAAGCGGAAGGAAGAUUAGCGCGGAAACGGAUCGGACGUUGAGAAACAAUUUUGAAUUUGGCCUUGCGAUUUUUUGGUUGUGUACAAAUAGAGUUAAAUAAUUAUGUUGAUGUUAGUAUUAGAGAAUUAUAAUGUUCAUUUGUAAAUAUAGAAGUAAAGAAUCUUUUUUUUUUCA
Molecule: messenger RNA, 3348 nt
Organism: Psylliodes chrysocephalus
Lineage: Eukaryota; Metazoa; Arthropoda; Insecta; Coleoptera; Chrysomelidae
Source: the annotation of a GenBank genome assembly